Molecule: messenger RNA, 1084 nt
Organism: Oreochromis niloticus (Nile tilapia)
Lineage: Eukaryota; Metazoa; Chordata; Actinopteri; Cichliformes; Cichlidae
Gene: cd302
Product: CD302 molecule
Exons: 6
Coding region: 113-841 (242 amino acids)
Source: RefSeq, a predicted model, not a curated record
GCUGUGCUGUUGCUGUGGGUGUGUGGGUUGGUGGGUGGGAUUUCGCUCACGCUGCGGCGGACUGGACCGAGCAACAGUCAGAAAACAAGUUUGGUGCUACAAGAUUUCAGACAUGGAGUCGCUGAAGAAAAGUCACCGCUCGUUGUUGUGGUGUGUCUUCGUGCUGUGUGUUCAGCUGCCUUUGACGGGAGGCUGCCCUGCAGAUGGACGAACCUGGCUGCCCUUUAAGGACAGAUGUUACCACUUUGUCCAUGGAGACGAAGACAAAAUCAAAAGCUACAGCUUCGAAGAUGCAAAAACUCACUGCAAAGGCUUUGAACUUUUGACGAUCCAGAGCGGGGAGGAGAAUAAAUUUGUCAUCGACUAUAGCUCUGAAGUGUGGAAAAACAGCCCGCCGGUCAUCGUGUGGCUUGGAAUGUAUUACGACUCAAACACUCAAAACAUGACGUGGCUUCACGACUACGCGAUGAAUUUCUCUAACUGGGAGGACGGCUCUUUGAUGUCAGACCUCGCAGCCAUGGAUAAAUGUGCAGCUCUGCACACAAACACAGGAAAGUGGGAAAUUGUCAGUUGCAGUGAUGACCUGGAGAAUGGGGUAAUCUGUGAAGCCGCCCAGGAUAAAGAGAAAGCCAAGCGGAAACCUAGCGCAGUGCUCUCUGCCCUCGUCAUUCUCAGCGUGGUGGCUAUCGUGGGAGUCUCAGCUGUUGUUUGGUUUCUGCACCAGAAGCACAACUUUGGCUCCGGCAUCGUCACGGCAUUCGAGUACCACCCUCCUUUCCGAGUCCCUGACACAGACCAGUCGUGCCUGGUGGAGGCUGAGGAGACUGAUAGCACACCAUAGGAGAACGUUCUCUCUCUUCCUUCAUAAGAAACACCAAACCCUUCCCCAUGGGUGGCUCUUUUUUUUUUGUUUUGUUUUUUUCUUCCCAUUCAAUGAGAAGUCCACUCUUAAAAUUGUUACUUAAGCAGUUUGGGAUUAAAGCACGUUAAUGGCAUGACUCAGAAUAAUGUGUGUUUGGGAGAAAUGUGAUGCUAAGCGUUUCUCUUUUACAUCUACAUGCUUUUUAGUCACCUGCACUAACAA